This is a messenger RNA of Acomys russatus (golden spiny mouse), 533 nucleotides long. RefSeq names its product keratin-associated protein 20-2-like. The transcript has a single exon. Bases 96 to 272 code for a protein of 58 amino acids. Lineage: Eukaryota; Metazoa; Chordata; Mammalia; Rodentia; Muridae. The record is from RefSeq and is a predicted model, not a curated record.
CAUCCCAGGUGUAUAAAAGGCCCUUGGCAGAUGGUGACACCCAGACUCAAGGAACCUACUGCUUGUCUUCCUCUGAACACUCUACUCCUGACAACAUGUGUUACUAUGGUGGAUACUAUGGAGGCCUGGGCUGUGGCUAUGGUGGCCUAGGCUAUGGCUAUGGCUGUGGCUGUGGCUAUGGCUAUGGUGGCUACGGUGGCUAUGGUGGCUAUGGCUAUGGCUGCUGCCGCCCUCUGUGCUGUAGAAGAUACUGGUCCUAUGGCUUCUACUGAGGAGAUUCAGCAACUCUUCAAUCCAACUUUCUCCACUUCAGAUGUUCUUAAAUAUCUCCAUAUAUUCCAGCCUUCAUUUGAAGUCUCUAAGGAAUUAUAAAUGAAAUGCAACAAACCCAGCCUAUUCCUCUUCUUUAAUUUGAUCACAUAAGUAUUUGCAGCAAAGCUCUUCAUUGUCAUCACAAUACCCUGGAAAAUGUUAUCUGUUUUCAUCAUCUGCCAUUCUGUGAAUAUAUAUGUAUAAUUUAAAAUAAAGUAAUU